GCUUUGUUUUCUAGUCUGGAUGUCAUCAACAAGUCAUGAUUUGGAGCUUUUGGAGACUCCAGAGGGUUAAUGGAUGCAUGGUUUGUAAAGCAGUGCAGCAGCAGAGAGAGAAGCUGUGCAGAGUUGACUGAAACGAAGUGUGUGUGUGCUCAGAAAGCCUUUGCCUGUUUUCCUGCCUGUGUGUCAGAGAGGUGACAGCAGCAGCAGCAGCAGCUCUGUGGAGAGAGAAUAGCUCCUCUAUGAACGCCCAGAUUGGGACUGACUUGCCUGUGAAUCACAUUUUCCACCUACAACACUGUUCUGGGCCCCGCCGAAGGAACACAUGCAACAAAAACCUUUCUUCCUCUUGGAUUACUUCACUGAAAACGAGUCGGGUUCUUUCUUUUUUUUAACUCCCGCCGUCUGAACUUGAAUCACACAAGGAGAACAUUUACACUCGACUAAUCGGAGCAGUUUGUUUGUGGAUUUUUCCACUAAAGUUUUCGCGUGUUUUUCCUCUUUUUUUUUUGGAUGGAACAUCAUGAGCGAGUGUCGGAAUAACGAUCUGUACAUUUCUCUGUCAUAUUUAAUCGAUCAGCGACCAUGGAGGCGGAUAAGUUAGCGAUAAAGUGUUUAAACAGCCCGAUCGGAGCCAUUCAGUGAUAUUUAUUAUUAUAUAUGAUCAUCGAAGCGGAGUAUUGAUCAGCUGAAAUGGAUCUUCAGGUGGUUGUCUGGCUCUUCUACUGCUUUCUGAUCCCCACCGUGCUGUUAACAGCUUCUCUUUUCCGCUACAACGUUCUGUCGCUGGUUUACUUCCUCUACCUGCUGCUGCUGCCCUGGUUCUUAUGUCCCAACAAGCACACUAUCAGAGGUCACACUGGACGGUUCAUCAGAGCAGUAUUUGGCACCAGUCUACUCUUUGUACUGGCUCACAUCUGCUUUCAGACAGUUCUAUACACAUACCCUCCUCUCAACGUCGCCAUAGGUGACAACUGUUCACAAUGGGACACCAUCACCAGACAUAUAGGACUGUCCAGACUUCCCCUGGACGAUCCUUGGAGUGUGUUACGCCUCCUCUGUCCCGACCUGGGUGUGUGUAUAGUUACCUUGGUAACAAUCAUCCUCUGCAGCCGAUUGGUCAGGAACAGAGAGAUGGUUGCUGCUGCCAACAUCACAUCGCUUGAUGAUGACCCAUCAGAAGAAAGCACAGAAGAAGAAGAGGAGGAGAAUGAGGAGGAGGAGGAAGAAGAAGCAUCAGGAGAGGAAGAUGAGGAUGAAGAAGAAAGGUCGUUACCUGGCGACCCUGACGAGGAGCCGUCCACAGUGACCAAAGCCAAACAGCUGGCCGAGCGUCUGAAGGCCAAAGCCCGAAAAGUGCUACGAGACCUGGGGAGAAUCUUGGCCAUCGGCCUGCUGGCGUUAGCCGGUAUCACUCUCCCCUCGGCCUUCUCAGCCGUCUACUUCCUGCUCUUCAUCGCGGUGUGCACGUGGUGGGCGUGCCACCUUCCCAUCAGCCACCUGGGUUUCAACGCGCUGUGUGUGAUGGUGGGCUUCUUCACCGCUGGUCACAUGGUCUGUCUGUACCUGUACCAGAGUCUGCUGGCCCAGGCCCUGUUCCCGCCCCACAGCCUGUGGGCCAGGAUCUUUGGGCUGAAGGACAUCAUCAUACCAGGAAACUGCUCCUCACCCUAUGACCUCAACCUAAACGCUGGUCAUGACUGGCCUGUUUACGUCAACCCAGGAAUACUGUUCCUCCUCUACAUCGUCACCACAACUGUUCUUCAGACAGCAAGUCAUGGGACACCUAAACAGCAGGUUAAGGAGGAUCAGCAACAGGAGAAACCAGAAGAGGAGGAGAUGGUGGAGUUAACAUCAUGGAAUCAACAGAAAGACAGCUAUGAGGAUGACACACAGAUCAUGCUGUCUAUGGGCACAGAGAGCAGCAGAGGAGGAACUCUGGCUGCAGAGAGUCAACCAGAUCUGGGUGAGAGCGGUGACCCCGGUGCUCCCCAGCAGAGUGAAAGCCCGUUCUUCCUGCUGGGAAGGGUGGUGAUGCAGCAGAGCUACGUCUGUGCUCUCAUAGCCAUGAUGGUGUGGAGCAUCACAUACCACAGCUGGCUGACCUUUGUGCUGCUGCUGUGGGCGUGUCUCAUCUGGAUGCUGCGUGCCAGACGGCAUGCAGCCACCCUGUGCUCCCCCUUCAUCCUGCUUUAUGGCCUGGCUCUGUGCUGUUUGCAGUACGUCUGGGCCAUGGAGCUUCAGCCAGAACUGCCCACCACUGUGGGCACCAUGAGCCUCAGACAGCUGGGACUGGACAGAGCCCAGUACCCCUGUCUCAGACUGGGAGCUUUGCUCCUGUUUACUUUAACCUUCUGGCUCUUAGUGCGUCAGUCAGUGAAGGAAAACUUUACACGGAAAAAGAAAAUGUCCACACCACUACAGGAGGUCUCCACGGGAGAGGAGGGAGCUGCUAAUGAAUCAGUGCUGAAGGUUCUGGGAGGCUCGGUGAUGAGCUGUUACGCUAAAUACUGGAUCUACGUGUGCGGAGGGAUGUUCAUCAUGGUCUCCUUCGCUGGAAAACUUGUUGGAUACAAAAUCAUCUACAUGCUGCUCUUCCUGCUCUGCCUCUGCCUCUAUCAGGUGUACUACUCCCUGUGGAGGCGCCUGUUGAAGAUCUUCUGGUGGCUGGUUGUAGCCUACACCAUGCUGGUGCUGAUCUCCAUCUACACGUACCAGUUUGAAGACUUCCCUGGAUACUGGAAGAACUUUACUGGUUUCACAGAAGAACAGCUGGCAGCGAUCGGUCUGGAGACCUUUGCUCUGUCUGAACUCUUCAGCAGUAUCCUCAUCCCCGGCUUCUUCCUGCUGGCCUGUAUCCUGCAGCUGCACUACUUCCACAAACCCUUCAUGAGGAUAACAGACCUGGAGCAUGUUACACCUAUACACAGGCAAAAGAAGAGCAGUGAGCGGGCUGAGCCGAGCGGCUCUGCUGCUGAGGGACAGAACUCUGAAGAAGAAGAAGAAGACCUGCUGACCAACAUCGACGAGGAAUCUGCUGCUGAAGUGGAGUUUAUUCCCAGUAAGUGGGGUCUGGUGAUGGACCGGCUGCUGGUUCUGUCCAGGAGGUUCUCUGACACUCUCACCAGGAUUCAAGAGUUUUUCUGGAGGCUUCUGGAGCUCCACAUCCUCAAGAUGGUGGCCUUCUUCUCUGUGUGGAUCUCACUGGAAGAGCCGUCAGUGAUGAACCUGGUCCUGGUGGUGCUGUGGUCUCUAGCCAUGCCCUACGGUCGCUUCAGGCCCAUGGCGUCCUGUCUGUCCACGGUCUGGGUGUGUGUCAUCAUCAUGUGUAAGAUGCUGUACCAGCUCAGCGUGGUCAACCCCUUGGAGUACUCCAGCAACUGUAGCCGGCCUCUGACCAAUCAAACCAACCUGCUGCCAGAAGAGAUGGACCAGUCCUCUCUGUAUAAAGCUCCGGUGGAUCCAGCUAGGUGGUUCGGCAUCAGGAAAGACGCCACAGUGCUGGGAUAUAGUAAGAACCAUCUGAUAGUGCUCAUGUUGUUGGUGUUUGAGGCGACAGUAUAUCGUCACCAGGCUCACCACUACCGUCAGAUCCAGCGCUCCCCGCCCACCAUCCCCGCUCUGUUCCCCGACGCCACCAGGGACACUCUGGACCAGGGCUUCCUGCCCUGCCUCAAGUACCUGCUCAACUACACCUUCUACAAGUUUGGACUAGAGAUCUGCUUCCUGAUGAUGGUGAACGUGAUCGGCCAGCGGAUGAACUUCCUGGUGAUCAUCCACGGCUGCUGGUUGGUCGCCAUCCUGGUGCGGCGGCGGCGGGCGGCGAUCGCCAAGAUCUGGCCCCGAUACUGUCUCUUCCUCUGCAUCUUCAUGAUCUACCAGUACGUCCUGUGUGUGGGCAUCCCGCCUGCUCUCUGUAUCGACUACCCCUGGAGGUGGAACACUCCGGUGCUCAUCAACUCGGCGCUCAUUAAAUGGAUCUACCUGCCCGACUUCUACACAGUACCCAACUCCAAAAACCUCAUAGCGGACUUUGUGCUGCUGAUGUGUGUGUCCCACCAGUGGAAGGUGUUUGAGUGUGAGCACACAGAGGAGUGGAUGGUUCAGGCAGGAGAGAAUACAGACGACCCCGAACCGAUGGAGGGUCGACUGUUUAACCCCGCGCCCAAUUUCAUCAACUGCAGGAGUUAUCUGGACAUGGCUAAAGUUCUGGUGUUCCGUCAUCUCUUCUGGUUCGUGCUGUCAGUGGUCUUCAUCACCGGGGCAACGAGGAUCUCCGUGUUCGGUCUGGGCUACCUGCUCGCCUGUUUCUUCUUUCUGCUGUUUGGAACGCGUCUGCUGGUGAAAUCGUCCAGGACCCGCCUCGCCCUGUGGGACUGCCUCAUCAUCUACAACGUGGCCGUCAUCAUUUCUAAAAACAUGUUAUCAAUCCUGGCGUGUGUGUUUGUGUUCGAGAUGCAGAACGGCUUCUGUUGGGUGAUCCAACUCUUCAGCCUGGUCUGCACAGUCAAAGGAUACUAUGACCCCAAAUCAGUGAGUGACAAGACGUGCAGCCUGCCGGUGGAGGAGGCCGGGAUCAUCUGGGACAGCAUCUGUUUCCUCUGCCUGCUGCUGCAGAGGAGAGUCUUCCUCAGUUACUACUUCCUGCACGUGACGGCAGAGCUGCAGGCUUCUGCCAAACAGGCCUUCAGGGGCUUCGAGCUCUUCAGAGCCAGCAUCGUGAAGAACAUCAAGUUCCACCAACAAGCUGAGAAGAAAUCUCUGUCGCAGCUCAAAAGAUCGAUGCAGAGGAUUCGCUCCAAGCAGCAGAAGUACAGAGACGGACACAAAACAACCGAAGAGUCCAAUGAGAGCCAGACUGCUGAGGCCCAGUCCGACAGGAAGAGCUCCAGGAAGAAGAAGUGGUACCGGCCGUGGUUGGAUCAUGCUACAGUGCUCCACUCAGGAGAGUACUACCUGUUUGAAUCAGACAGUGAGGAUGAAGAGGAAUCAGAAGAGUCAAAGCCUCAGAAACAGACCGCCUGUCAGCUGGCGUACCAGGCCUGGGUGUCCAGUGUGAAAACAGCUCUGAGGGAGCGUCAGAGACACCAGAGAGAGCUGAGGAGGAUUCAGAGAAAGGAGAAGGAGAGAGCAGGAAGACUGGACUCACAGCAGGAGGCGUUCCCUGUCAUAGGUUGUGGGGACAACGAUGUGUUCGAGGACUCUGGCCUUCAGGAAGACGAGCCAGAGGAACCGGAGUCUGCUCAUGGUGAGAUGGUUCAGAGGAUCCUGGACAUCCUGCGCUUCUUACUGGCCAUCGUUCUGGCCAUGGUGGACGGACUGACUCAGUGGCUCAACCUGCUGACUAAACAGUACAGAGAGACAUCGACUGUUCUGUGCAAUGAACGCUACUUCAUCAUACACAAGAUACAGCAGCAUCAAGCAGCAGCAGACUCCACAGACGACCAGCUGUCUCAGGGCAGCGAGAGUCCCACACUGGAGACCUGUUUGGAUGAGACUGAUGCAGAAUCCACCAGAUACAGCUGCCUUGAAGUGGAUAGCAGGGGUGUGACGGGCAUGUCUACCCCCAGGCCGAGGGUCAACAGCACUGAGAACCUCUUGAGUCCAGAACCCCCAUCCAGCAGCAUGGAGCUGGUAUCAGCAGCAUCCAAACAGAAACACAGACACUCCAGAACAGCCAGUGAGCUGCUGGGAGAUAGACAGUUCUUCAUUGAGGAGUUGGAACAGAGCAGAGAGUUCUACAACACCCAGAGCCGUCUGCUGAAGCUGCUGUUUGCAAUGUACAACCUGCUGGCAGCCAACUCAGAGCUGGUCUGUUACUUUAUCAUCGUGUUAAACAACAUGGUCAGCGCCUCUGUGAUAUCACUGGUCCUCCCCAUAAUGGUGUUCCUAUGGGCCAUGUUGUCUGUUCCAAGACCGACCAAGAGGUUCUGGAUGACUGCUAUCGUGUACACAGAGGUGAUGGUGGUGGUGAAAUACCUUUUCCAGUUUGGAUUCUUUCCAUGGAACAGUGUUUACGAGAUGACUCUAAAUGAAGACAAACCGUUCUUCCCGCCUCGCAUCCUGGGCCUGGAGAAGGCCGACAACUACAUCAAAUAUGACCUUCUCCAGCUGCUGGCUCUGUUCUUCCACAGAUCGCUGCUCAUGCGUUAUGGCCUCUGGGACCACGAGGGCCCCCUGGAGGAGCAGAGUCCCUCACCAGAAAGUUGUAAGGAUGACGGGACGACUAGAGAAGGAGCUGAAGAUGGAAGGAGGGAGGAGGGAAGAGGAGAAGGGGAAGAAGAAGGCAGACGUAGCUCAACAUCUGCCCCGGAAAACCUGGAAAUUACUGAAGUGGACCAACCAGAAAGGGAUAUCAUGGAAUAUGUUGAGCCGAGCUCUGCUGCUGCUGCCACACAGCCUCCUGCAGAUGGACAGGAAACUCUGUCUGGGGACGUGUUGAAUCUUCCCAGCAGGCCGAGGACAGACGAGACGGAGCAGGGAGACGUUGAGCAUGUGAUAGAGAAAGUCCCAAAGAAAAGCAGCGGUAUCCGCUCACGCAAGAAACCUAAACAACCUAAACGCAGCAAAGGUUCUCUUCCAGUGGAGUCCACAGAGGAGACCCCAGAUCCCUGUGAAGAACCAGCGAAGAAGAAGAAAAGCAGGAGGAGAGAAGCAGCCAGUCAGAGAUUAAUGGCCGUGGGAAACAAGAUAAAACAUGUCCUCAUCUCUGGUGCUCAGAGUGUUUACAGGCCGGCUCAGGGGUUCUUCAGUGGGAUUCUUCAUGCUGAGUAUCGGGCCGCCACAGAUGUCUACGCACUCAUGUUCCUGACUGAUGUCAUCGACUUCAUUGUCAUCGUCUUUGGCUUUUGGGCUUUUGGGAAACACAGCGCAGCAGCCGACAUCGCCUCCACGCUGUCGGAGGACCAGGUUCCCGAGGCCUUCCUGGUGAUGCUGCUCAUCCAGUUCAGCACCAUGAUCAUCGACAGAGCCUUGUACCUGCGCAAGGCUGUCCUGGGAAAACUCAUUUUCCAGGUGAUCCUUGUGUUUGGGAUCCACCUCUGGAUGUUCUUCAUCCUGCCUGCUGUCACUGAAGGGAUGUUCAAUAAGAACUUUGUGGCCCAGCUCUGGUACUUUGUCAAGUGUAUUUACUUCGGCCUGUCAGCCUAUCAGAUCCGCUGUGGAUACCCGACUCGUAUUCUCGGCAACUUCCUCACCAAGAAGUACAACCAUCUCAACCUCUUUCUCUUCCAAGGAUUUCGUCUGGUGCCGUUCCUGGUGGAGCUGCGAGCCGUGAUGGACUGGGUGUGGACGGACACCACUCUGUCUCUGUCCAACUGGAUGUGUGUGGAGGACAUUUAUGCCAACAUCUUCAUUAUUAAAUGCAGCCGUGAGACGGAGAAGAAAUACCCACAGCCUCGCGGACAGAAGAAGAAGAAGAUCGUGAAAUAUGGCAUGGGUGGACUCAUCAUCUUCUUCUUGAUCUGCAUCAUCUGGUUCCCACUUCUCUUCAUCUCAUUGGUCAGAUCAGUAGUGGGCGUGGUCAACCACCCCAUCGAUGUCACGGUGACCGUCAAACUGGGAGGAUACGAGUCCCUGUUCACCAUGAGUGUGCAGCAGCAGUCCAUCCAGCCCUUCACAGAAGCUGAAUAUGAUGCACUCACCAAGAAAUUUGGAGACAAUGCGGUGGCCAUGCAGUUCAUCACUCUGUACAGUUAUGAUGAUAUCGUGACGGCCAUGAUUGAAGGUAGUUCAGGCUCCGUAUGGAGGAUCAGCCCUCCCAGCAGACAGGAAGUCAUCAAAGAAUUACUUGGGAGUCCUGUUGACCUAACACUACGUCUCGCCUGGACUUUCCAAAGGGACCUGGGUAAAGGAGGGACAGUGGAACACACAUUUGACAAACACUCAAUAGACCUGGAACCGGGGAACCCAGUCAGAGCAGAUCUGGCCUCACUGCUGGUUGGCAAUCGCACUGAACCUGUGCAUGUUCCUAAUAUGUUCCCCAACUACAUCCGAGCCCCCAACGGAGCCGAGGCCAAACCAGUCUCCCAACUAUAUAAAGGUAAUGAAGACGGCUUCCUGGACAUAACCCUGUCCAUGAAGAGCGACCGGUCCCUGAACAGCAGUGGGAACCAGGAGUGGUGGGACAUUGCCAUCGCAGGCUGCGCCUCCUCCUGCGGGGUCCUACCCAUGGUCAUAUUCAACGACAAAGUCAGUCCCCCCAGCCUGGGCUUCCUGGCGGGAUACGGGAUCAUGGGUCUGUACGUGUCGGUGGUUUUAGUCAUUGGGAAGUUUGUGCGUGGGUUCUUCAGUGAGAUCUCCCACUCCAUCAUGUUCGAGGAGCUGCCCUGUGUGGAGCGCAUCCUGAAGCUGUGCACAGACAUCUUCCUGGUGCGUGAGACAGGAGAGCUGGAACUGGAAGAGGAACUUUACUCCAAGCUGAUAUUCCUCUAUCGAUCCCCGGAGACGAUGAUCAAAUGGACCAGAGACAUGCACAGUCGAGACCAGGACAGAUACUGACCCACCCACAGACUGAUUCAAACAGUGAUAUCUGAAGCACACUACAGAGACUUCACGAGGACAGCACGAGCAAGUGGACAUCCAGAAGCCUUAGAGCCGAGGAGACGAAUGGAUGAGAUGUACACUAAGAGACAUACUGUAUGACUGUAUGACACGUUGCUGUUGCACCUUCACAGCUGCCGAGCACUUUUCAUCAGACGAGCGUACACUACAGACUAUUGAGAGUGCAGCUGGACGUCUCUCCUGAAGGAUUUUACAGUUAAACUGAGCUGUGUAAACUGUCAGAGGGAAACCAGAGAGACAUUUCCAGCCUCUGAGUCCUGGAGACGCCCUGGUGGAGCGAAUGGUGGCUGAAACUAGAAACUAAACGUAGAACGAACCACCUGCAGGAUCUGUCUGCUGAUUCAUUUGAAAACAUGCCAUGCUGUCAAUGAAAUGUUUUAAAAUCAUUCAUUAGUGUUGAAGUAACGUCUGGCUUCACAUUAUGAACAGAGGGGCCGUUUUAGGCUGGAUUUCUCUUGUCAGAUGUAGCAAAAGUUCGGACGAACUAAUCAACAGCAGCUUUCAUUUCCACCACAGGCAGAGUAACAGACAUGUACGUGGUAUAAAAACGCUAAACUGCCAAGUUCUUAUAAUGUCUGUUACUAUUUUGCAGUUUCAGAAAUCUGUUGAUUUUUUAAAAAACCUCUUGAAGACAUCAUUGUAAAGUCUUCCUGAGGGCUCAGUGCACUGUAAGUUAAGAAUGCAAAUAGACAAAACACAAGCAAAUUGAGAAAACUUUUUGACAUUAGCUGCAAAUAGCACUAAUUAACUAAGCACAGAACAGAACAGAACAGAACAGAAACUGAUUCCUGGAGACACACAAAAAAGUGAUGGACACAGCUGGACAAGCUUAAUAAUAUCGUGUUUUUUAGCUUAAAAUUAUCUGGUUUAUAAGACUCCAGACUGGCAUGUCCAACAGAGAGAGAGAGAAAACAAAAGGGCUGUUUCCAUUAGGUACUUUUCCCUCUAGCAAGUCGCUAUGCCUGUUGCUUAGGAGAGAGGAUCCGACCAACUUCACCAGGUAGCGGCUCAGAAAGUACCUGCCUCAGGUAGGUACUUUCUGAGCUGCUACUGAGCGGCAAAUUUUGCGCAUGCAUGAUUCAUUUGCAAACUGGAGGCUGAGGGGUUAACAUCUCCUGCUCUGACUGCAGCUGGGAGAGACUGCUGCGGGAGGACUGGGCCGCUUGUGAGUGCUUUGGGACGGCGCCUGCUGCUCGUUAGGAAGAGUAGGAACGAGUCUCCAAAAGUCUCCAAUAACACCAGAAAAAGUCACUAGAUUUGUCGCUAGUGGCUUUUUUGAAAAAGAGCCUCUAGAGGGUCUGAAUAGUCACUAAAUAUAGAGACAAAGUCAAUAAGUUGGCAACACUAAUUGCCGCAUCGGUCUGUUGCCACAUUCGAUCUCCGUUGGUUAGCCGCUACAAAAGUACCUGUAUGGGAACAGAGGCCGAGGGGAACUAACUAGUGGGCGGAGCCAAAACACUCUUCAAAAACUACUCAGAAAGUACUCAGUGGAAACACGCCUAAUGGGAGACUUUUUUUUACGUAGUAGCACCCUGGAGGGCCAGAGUUAUGCUGACCAAUGAUGAAAGUUUAACACAGAGGUGUGAAAAGUGAAAACACUAAGUAUUCUGGGUAAUGGAGUUCAUUGUAGGCUGUCUGGAGGACACACAAGGGAUAAGUGCAGCUCAUCGCACUUAUUUGACAUUUUCUAAUUUCUUGCUUGAACUGGAAUUUUGUCCAGCACUGAUGUUUACCACCAUCUCAGAGCUCUUCAUUACGCUUUGAGGAACGAGCAGCGAGGGAUUUUGGAUGCUGCAGCUGAUCAAAAUGAUGUGAUAAAUUAAAACAUCAUGGGCAGUUUAAUAGAAAACAGAUUAAACUUGAGUGUAUCACUCCCAAGUCUUAUUAUUAAAGCCUUUUCUUUUCAUGAUCUGGUAUUUUCUCC
Centropristis striata (black sea bass) is the source of this 10483-nucleotide messenger RNA. RefSeq names its product piezo-type mechanosensitive ion channel component 1 (gene piezo1). NCBI's taxonomy places the organism in Eukaryota, Metazoa, Chordata, Actinopteri, Perciformes, Serranidae. Bases 691 to 8496 code for a protein of 2601 amino acids. The record is from RefSeq and is a predicted model, not a curated record. The transcript is spliced from 54 exons.